Molecule: messenger RNA, 4126 nt
Organism: Solea senegalensis (Senegalese sole)
Lineage: Eukaryota; Metazoa; Chordata; Actinopteri; Pleuronectiformes; Soleidae
Product: serine/arginine repetitive matrix protein 2
Exons: 8
Coding region: 256-3165 (969 amino acids)
Source: RefSeq, a predicted model, not a curated record
UCACGUUUUGUGCUGUGUUUACUGAGAGCCUUGAUGGCUGCCUACAUACUUCAGUUUCACUCAUUGUCAGAGCAGCCAAUCAGAUUAAUUUGAGAGUUUGGCAGCUCGGAGGACACAGAGCAUGUGGACAAGGAGGCCUGUGAAUGAUAGGAGUCUGAUGGGCAGUUUAUCCUGGGACUUCUCAUGUCAUCUUCUAAACUGAGCUGACAGUGGGAGCUUCACUUCUCAGGCAGGUCUCCCCCCUCUAAAUCCAUCAUGCCACUCUCCAUUGAUGAGCCCAUCUGCCCCAAGUUCCAGCCCAACAUCUUUGACCCCCUCCGCUGCCAUGACUGCCUGCGCCAGAGGCACCUGCACGCUGGUGCAGGAGAGAACACUGAGGUAGCACCAAAGCAGAAAUCCACCACAGGAGGCACUGGAACUGGGAUUGGGAGUGGGACAGGAGUGGUGUUAACACCAAUCCCGUAUCAGGCAGCGGAAAAAGACACCAGCAGCAAGGAGGAUUCUGACGGUUUGUCAGUGGUGAGCAGCUACUGUGAUGUCAAUGGAGGACGUCCAGGUUAUAGAGAGAGCUCUUUGUGCAUCCUGAGCCCAGACUGUGAGCUUUAUAUCUGUGACGGAGACGACGACGACAGCACUGACAGCUGUCGUGAUCAGAGUGACUACCAGGAGUUCAGUGGCUCCAUCAGUGGAGAGGACGAAUAUCUGCCAAUACGUCGACAAUCUACCAAGCUUGGCAUGACUCGGCUCGACCCGCCGCCCCACCGGCCCAACCCUCGGGCCUGGAUGGAGGAAGCUCGGAGCAGAAACGGCUUCACCGGGCGAUCAGGGAUAAAAGAUGAGAGAGAGAAGUGUGAAAGUGGCUACUUCUCCUUGGGGAAGGCAGCGGGCGCCCGUUCACUCCGUGAUAACAGCCCGCCUUCUCCUUUCCGCCAUUUUGAGAAAGGACAUCCUCUCUUCAGCAACAGAAAUGUCGAACCCAAAGACACCAUCCCUUUUAGGAACCCUAAUCUCGGCAAGGCCUCCGAAAGGCCGAUACCAGAGUAUUCAGAUGAGGACCUCCCUCUGGAAAUCCCACCUCCUGAUCCUUAUGAAAUUGCUGUUGAGGUUGAGGCACAAGUUGGCCCUCGCUCUCCAAGUCCAACUCCUUUUAAGAUAGCAGAAUCGCUGGGCUCAACAGGCCGGAAGGGUUUCAGUGGUUCACAUAGCCGGGGAAAUCCUUCAUCUCAAGUUUCAUCCUACCAACAAUCAGGACGAUAUGAUUCCUCAAAGCAUAGUUCAAUUCUCCAAUCUCGCUCUUCGUCUCCCUCACGUGGAAAUCUACCGUUCAGACGCAGUGAGUCCACUGUUUCCCUUAGCAAGCAUAAUUUUGAUGGUGGAGGGCGGUCUCAAGGGGCAGAAUCAGGAUCCAGAAGCUCCUUGCAAAGCACACAUGCCCGACGCUUUGAGUCGGGAACGCUGCCAAAAAACUUCAAAUCGCUGGCUGGUUCAGUCAAAUCCCAAUCCAGCACAGUUUCUGACUUUAGGAGUGCCUUGAGGAAAACAGAAGUAAAUGGGACUUGGAGUUCUCGGGGUCAGGAGAGCAGAAGGUCAUCACCCUCCAGGAGGGACUAUAACUCUCAGCGACCUAUGUCUCUCCGUAAAACUGAAACCAUAAGCAGUUCUCCACCAGGACAUGGGCGCGGCAGUCGCACUUCAUCUCCAACUAGGAGAACUUCUGCAAGUCGACAUGACAGUCACAGUUCCUCACCACCACGGAGAAAUUACAGCUCAUCGAGCCAGACCCUCUUACGUAAAUCUGAAUCAAUCAUGUCUCUGAAUGGACGUAGUCACUACGGACGCUGUGGGUCUCCAAUAAGAGAAGGCUAUGACAUUGAAAGCCAAGCUCUGUUGCGAAAUUCAGCAGCAAGGAAUGGACUGAAUGAUCAAGAAAAUGAACAAGAAAGUCCCGCCAUGUCUCCACCCAGGCAAGGUUAUAACACACCGAGCCAAUCCAUACUCCGAAAGACAGAAUCGAACCCUGUUGGUAGCAAUCGAGGUCAUGACAGCCGUUGCUCCUCCCCUGGAAGAAGAGGCUAUGAAACCCCUAAUCAAUAUCAGCUUAGGAAAACAGACACCAGUGGUUCAUUAAAGAGCCGUAGUCAUGAAAGUCGUAACUCCUCGCCCUCAAGGAGAAGCUAUGAGGCACCUUCUCAGUCUCUGCUGCGCAAAUCUGAGGGAAACAGGUCUGUGAGAAGUUGUGAUAGCCGCAGUUUGUCACCCUCAAGGAAAAGCUAUCAUGGCUCAGACCAACACUUACAACGGAAAACACAAACUAACAGCUCCCUGCACAGCAAAAAACCCAACAGUCGCAACACUUCUCCCACUGGAAAAGGCAACAGUGACCCACCAGGAUAUUCUGUCCUCAGAAAUGCCACUAAUGGGGGCUCCAGUCAUUUUUCUCAGAGAAAAAACACUUACAAUGACACAAAGUCUGACUCCAAACACUCGCCACGGUCCUGGCGAGAAUCAACUCACACCCUUCGCAGCUCAUCAUUAUCUCGUUCAGCUUCACCCUCAAGACAGACCACAAGUGGGAACAGAGCAGCUCCUGUUACCUUGGAAACCCCUCGGAGCCCCAGCAGCAGCAGCAUCAGGUCUAGGGGUGGCAGACACGUCCAUGAGGAUCGCUGCCUCUCUCCUAAAGACAAAAGGCCCUCCCUUCGCACACGCAGCCCUUCUCCUGCACCUCAAAUUCAAAUGCGGCGGCACACCUCCUCUCAGAGCUCCAUGGAGUCCUCUGAGUCAGCCCAGCUGUCAGUGGGGUCCACAGGAAGGAACAGGGAGGAGUAUGCAGCAAUGGCAGACCUGCCCAAAGUCAAGAGAAUCCAUCUGAGGGAAGAACCAGGGCACGUGGGACAGCCUCACAACCAGCAACCCCCUCGGAGACAGGAACUCUUCAAACCAGCAAGCCACUCCUUGAGCAAACAUCCAUCCAGAGAGUGGGAUGAGACUGUGGACACUGAAAGAGAAUGGCACUAUAGUGGCAGUGGUUACCUAUCUCGGGCUCACUCCACCACCUCAUUACAAAGGUCUGGCAGUCCCACAGCAGAUGAAGGCAGUUCUUGGAAAGGUGGUCACCACAAAGUAGAACAAAUGCAGGCGGAAGGACACCCAUUCACUGGCUGAGGAUCCUGCAGAGUUCCAACAGCCACUUGAGCUCUCACAGACUUUACUAGAAUGUAUACUCAGGACUGGCAGGAGAAGCUCCACAGUGACUUUUGCAGACUUUUGUAGUCACACAUUCAGCCCCUUGUGCACAAUCUCCAAAGAAUCUCUGGAUUCUGAAAGCAGCUUCAUUGUAUGGCUCUGUAGAGACAAUCUCCCACUCUCUAUUGCACUGUAUGUGGGGAGUGAUGUCAUACAGUUGAUUCUCCUCUUAUCCGUCAUCUUUGAAGUGAAUGCCAAAAAUCCCGAGCACACAUGGUUUGAUGAAUUUUCUUGCAGCUGAGUCUAUUUUAAUAUAUGCUGUCUUUCUGCUUCAUAUUUACCAGACUGCUGCUGGCAGCUGAUCCAGUGCUGACACACAUUCUGUCUAUAAUUAUACAGCUUUUCAUGCACUUGGCAAACUAACCUGCUGGCAUGUCUUUACACUGUGUGGCUUUUAAAAUGCUCAGCAUGUUGUUUGUGUGUGUGUGUGUGUGUAGAUACUUCACCUACACCCUACAGGCAUUUCAUAGGAAUGACUGAGCUUUGUCAAUUGUGGUCUGCUGGGGCAUGUGUUGAAAUUCCUGAACUGAAACCAAUAGCUACCAAAAGAGGAUUUCAGAGGAGGGGGAGUGUCACUCUAUAUGAAAGCCCAAAAGAUGUUAAGUAAGGAAAAUAUAUCCAGUGAAUUAGAUAAACCUUUCCAUGCCAUGGAAUUCUAAUCAAGUUAUUAUUCCUUAUUAUCCUGAUUCUGAGCAAGUCCUUAGAAAGGAAAUAUCACAUGAACCCACUCACGUAUGAUGAGUUUCAGCUGUAUCAUCAUCAGCGUACUACAGAAUGAAAACAAACAAAAAGAGAUAGAUAUAAAUGCAAAUGCACUUUACAUUAUAUUACUAAACUCUUCUAAAUGUUUGUGUUUAUUGUUUUUGUGUGCUUUUGUGUG